Messenger RNA from Ylistrum balloti, 759 nucleotides. Its product is annotated as CD151 antigen-like. Gene Ontology annotation, cellular component: membrane. The coding region runs from base 1 to 759 and encodes 252 amino acids. NCBI's taxonomy places the organism in Eukaryota, Metazoa, Mollusca, Bivalvia, Pectinida, Pectinidae. The transcript is spliced from 7 exons. The record is from RefSeq and is a predicted model, not a curated record.
AUGGCUGAAUGUUGUCCAUUUCCUUGUGUCAAGGGAUCUGUAAUAGCAUUCAACGUAAUAUUUUGGUUUUCUGGACCAGCUGUUCUUGGAUUAGCUAUCUGGUUUUAUCUGACGGUAAAUAUUUACAGUCCAGUCCUCGAUAUGACGUCAUACAAUACCCAAUCGUACGUCAUGAUUGCAACAGGAGGUGCAUGCAUCGUUUGUGGCAUAUGUGGGUGCUUGGGAGGUGUAAAUGAAAAUAAAUGGUUGAUCUGUAUUUAUAACUUUUCACUUGUUGUGAUCUUUGGAUGUCAACUAUACACGUGCUUGGCUUCCUUUUAUGUAUAUGACAAGGUCGACACAAAAGUUUCCAGUGAUCUCAACUACAGUAUUUAUCAUUUAUAUCACUAUAAAGAACAGUCCACUGCAGCUAUUGACCGAAUUCAGCGAGAGCUGUACUGCUGUGGAUAUCGUGGUUAUACAGAUUGGCGGUCAGCCAUGUAUUACCGGGAUGUCACCUUAUCGGACGGUAGAGGGCGUGAAGAGCUGCCGAUUUCCUGUUGCCGUGAUGGUGUGGAGUCACUAUGUAACGCAGUAGUGGACAUACCAAUAGAUCUAAGUAGUAUCUAUACUAAUGGAUGCAAUACUGUGCUUCAAAACUGGCUUAAAACCAAGCUUUUGAUAUUUGGAUGGGGUGCAUUCGUACUUUCCUCAUUUCAGCUUCUAGGUAUCGUCCUUUCCUGCUGCAUGUACAAAGCCUUAAGAGACCUAUACAAAUAA